Messenger RNA from Phasianus colchicus (ring-necked pheasant), 1378 nucleotides. NCBI's taxonomy places the organism in Eukaryota, Metazoa, Chordata, Aves, Galliformes, Phasianidae. The record is from the annotation of a RefSeq genome assembly.
AUGCUAAAAAUCAUUCUACCAAUAACUAUACUCCUACCAAUAACCCUCCUAUCCCCAACAAAAUCUAUAUGAACUAACACCACAGCCCACAGUCUUCUAAUCGCUCUAAUUAGCCUACACUGACUAACCCCAUCAUAUUACCCCUCAAAAAACUUAGCCCACUGAACAGCUAUUGAUCAAAUCUCAGCUCCCCUACUAGUUCUCUCCUGCUGGUUCCUCCCCCUUAUAAUCCUAGCCAGCCAAGGCCAUUUACAGCACGAACCCUACGUACGAAAGCAAAUAUUCAUCUCUACCCUAAUUAUUAUUCAACCAUUCAUCAUCCUAGCCUUUUCGGCAACAGAACUCAUACUAUUCUAUAUCUCAUUCGAAGCAACCCUAAUCCCAACCCUAAUCUUAAUUACACGCUGAGGAAAUCAACCCGAACGACUCAGCGCAGGUAUUUAUCUCCUCUUCUAUACUCUAAUUAGCUCCCUACCACUACUGAUCUCUAUCCUCUAUCUCCACUCAAAAAUAGGAACACUCUACCUUCCCAUUCUUAAACUCACCCACCCAAACCCAUCAACCCCAUGAACAAACCUAUUAUCCAGCCUAGCCCUCCUAGUAGCAUUCAUAGUCAAAGCACCCCUAUACGGCCUGCACCUAUGACUACCUAAAGCCCACGUAGAAGCCCCAAUUGCAGGAUCAAUACUACUUGCCGCCUUAUUACUUAAACUAGGAGGAUACGGUAUUAUACGAGUUACCUUACUAGCAGAACCCCUAUCCAACCACCUACACUACCCAUUCCUAACCCUAGCCUUAUGAGGUGCCUUAAUGACUAGCUCCAUCUGCCUACGCCAAACAGACCUAAAAUCCCUCAUUGCUUACUCAUCCGUAAGCCACAUAGGACUAGUAAUCGCCGCAAGCAUAAUCCAAACUCAAUGAUCAUUCUCAGGAGCAAUAAUCCUCAUAAUCUCCCACGGAUUAACAUCCUCCCUCUUAUUCUGCCUAGCAAACACAAACUACGAACGAACACACAGCCGUAUUCUUAUCCUCACGCGAGGCUUACAGCCCCUUCUACCAUUAAUAUCUACAUGAUGACUCUUAGCCAACCUAACUAACAUAGCCCUGCCCCCAACAACUAACCUAAUAGCAGAAUUAACAAUCAUAAUUGCCCUCUUUAACUGAUCCCCCCUCACAAUUAUCCUAACCGGAAUCGCAACACUCUUAACCGCUUGCUACACCCUGUACAUACUACUAACCACCCAACGAGGAACCUUACCAACUCACAUCACAACAACUCCAAAUUCAAAUACACGAGAACAUCUCCUAAUAAUCCUUCAUAUCAUCCCAAUACUAGCCCUCAUUCUUAAACCAGAGCUAAUUUCAGCAACUCCUCUAU